AAAAAAACCAAAAAAUAGAAAACGAUCAACAAAGGCACCGUCUCCAUGUGUCUGCCACAACCCCUCUCUCUGCAAAGACCCAAUUUUCUCUCUCUAUAUAUUUGUCCUUCCCCCUCAUCCGGCACACCACUCGAGGCAGGCAGACCCUAGCAAAAGAUUUUUUUUUUCUCCAUUUCUAGCAAUCGUCACCCUUCCCAAUCAGUCCCAUACCUCCUUAUCCUCAAUCAUUUCGUAGGGAUUAGAUGUGAUUGUCGCUGUUUAUUGACCGAUCGCCAUGUAUAUAACCAGUGGCACCACAGCCCUUCUCAGGCGAGCUUCCUCUCAUUCUUCCUCCUCUUCGCGUGCCGGGAAAAGGGUCUUUUCCUCUCUCUCCGGUAAGCCAGCCCAGCCCCCUCCUCCGCCUGCUCGUGCAGGUGGCGAUUCGUGCGCCGUUGGGUUGAAGCAGCACCGAUCCCUGAGCUAUCUGACGCCGGCGCGGUGGAGCCACGGCUCUGAGUGGAAAUCGCCCGCGAGUCUCGCUGCCCAGAUCAGGAUCGCGUCGGGUUGUUCUAACAGCGUGUUGAGUCGCAAGAUCGCUACAAUGGCUUCCGAGAAUGCCUUCAAGGAAAUUUUCACCAGUCUUCCCAAGCCUGGUGGUGGUGAAUUUGGAAAGUUUUACAGUCUUACUGCUCUAAAAGAUCCGAGGAUAGAUAAGCUACCAUACUCUAUUAGAAUACUUCUUGAAUCCGCGAUACGUAACUGUGAUGGAUUCCAAGUGAAAAAGGAAGAUGUGGAGAAGAUUAUUGACUGGGAAAAAACUGCCCCAAAGCAAGUUGAAAUCCCUUUCAAACCUGCUCGCGUACUUCUUCAGGACUUUACUGGUGUGCCUGCUGUUGUUGACCUAGCCUGCAUGCGUGAUGCUAUGAACAAGCUUGGCAGUGAUUCUAACAAAAUCAAUCCAUUGGUUCCUGUCGAUCUAGUUGUUGAUCAUUCAGUUCAAGUGGACGUCGCAAGAUCAGAAAAUGCUGUUCAAGCAAAUAUGGAGCUUGAAUUCCAAAGAAACAAGGAAAGAUUUGCUUUCCUGAAGUGGGGAUCAAAUGCUUUCCAAAACAUGCUUGUUGUUCCUCCGGGCUCCGGUAUAGUGCACCAGGUCAAUCUUGAAUAUCUUGGACGGGUUGUCUUCAAUACUGAUGGUGUACUAUAUCCAGAUAGUGUGGUUGGGACCGACUCUCACACCACCAUGAUUGAUGGGCUCGGAGUUGCUGGUUGGGGAGUCGGAGGUAUUGAAGCUGAGGCAGCAAUGCUUGGUCAGCCUAUGAGCAUGGUAUUGCCUGGAGUUGUGGGAUUCAAAUUAUCAGGAAAACUUCGAGAUGGGGUCACUGCUACUGACUUGGUUUUAACUGUCACACAAAUGCUAAGGAAACAUGGUGUUGUGGGAAAAUUUGUCGAAUUUUAUGGUGGUGGUGUGGGAGAAAUCUCACUAGCUGAUAGAGCCACCAUUGCAAACAUGUCUCCUGAGUAUGGUGCCACUAUGGGUUUCUUCCCUGUAGAUCACGUCACUUUACAAUAUCUCAAAUUAACUGGCAGAAGUGAUGAGACUGUGGCGAUGAUAGAAGCUUAUCUUCGGGCAAACAAUAUGUUUGUGGACUACAGUGAGCCUCAACAAGAAAGAGUGUAUUCAUCUUACUUGCACCUGGACCUGGCUGAUGUGGAACCAUGCAUUUCCGGACCAAAGAGGCCUCAUGAUCGUGUUCCUUUGAGAGAAAUGAAAGCUGAUUGGCAUUCUUGCCUUGAUAGCAAAGUUGGGUUCAAGGGCUUUGCUGUGCCAAAAGAAGCGCAAGAAAAAGUAGCCAAGUUUUCAUUCCAUGGACAACCUGCCGAGCUUAAGCAUGGCAGUGUUGUAAUUGCUGCUAUCACAAGUUGCACAAAUACAUCAAACCCCAGUGUCAUGCUUGGUGCUGGCCUUGUGGCGAAAAAGGCUUGUGAGCUGGGUCUUCAGGUAAAACCGUGGAUAAAGACAAGUCUUGCUCCAGGCUCUGGAGUUGUUACGAAGUAUUUGCAGAAGAGUGGGCUACAGAAAUACUUGAACGAGCAAGGCUUUCAUAUUGUUGGAUAUGGAUGCACAACAUGCAUUGGAAAUUCUGGGGAUUUAGAUGAAUCAGUCGGGGCUGCUAUAUCAGAAAAUGACAUUGUUGCGGCUGCUGUACUUUCUGGAAAUCGGAACUUUGAGGGUCGUGUGCAUCCGUUGACAAGAGCAAACUAUCUUGCCUCACCUCCUCUAGUUGUUGCUUAUGCUCUUGCUGGAACGGUUGAUAUUGACUUUGAGAAGGAGCCAAUUGGUGUUGGCAAGGACGGUAAGGAAGUAUACUUCCGAGAUAUCUGGCCUUCAACUGAAGAAGUGGCUGAGAGCACAUACGAAGCUAUUACCAAGGGUAAUCCCAUGUGGAACCAGUUAUCUGUCCCCACGGCCAAACUAUACUCAUGGGAUCCAAAUUCUACUUACAUCCACGAACCACCGUAUUUCAAAAAUAUGACCAUGGAACCUCCUGGCCCGCAUGGAGUGAAAGAUGCCUACUGCUUGCUAAAUUUUGGCGAUAGUAUCACGACCGAUCACAUCUCGCCAGCUGGCAACAUCCACAAAGAUAGCCCGGCUGCCAAGUACCUGAUCGAGCGUGGAGUAGACCGCAAGGAUUUCAACUCCUAUGGCAGUCGACGUGGAAAUGAUGAAAUAAUGGCCAGAGGUACUUUUGCGAAUAUUCGUCUGGUGAACAAGUUGUUGAAUGGAGAAGUUGGCCCGAAGACUGUUCAUGUCCCUACAGGAGAAAAACUAUACGUAUUCGAUGCUGCAAUGAAAUACAAGUCUGAGGGGCAGGACACUAUUAUUUUGGCUGGAGCCGAGUAUGGAAGUGGAAGCUCCAGGGAUUGGGCUGCUAAGGGCCCAAUGUUGUUGGGUGUUAAAGCCGUGAUUGCCAAAAGCUUUGAGAGGAUCCACCGCAGCAAUCUCGUGGGGAUGGGCAUUAUUCCUCUGUGUUUCAAGUCUGGUGAGGAUGCGGACACAUUAGGGUUGACUGGUCAUGAACGUUACACCAUUGACCUCCCGAGCAAUAUUUCCAAAAUCCGCCCUGGCCAAGAUGUUACCGUGCGUACAAACACCGGAAAAGAAUUCACUUGCACUGUUCGCUUUGACACUGAGGUGGAGUUGGCGUACUUCAACAAUGGCGGUAUACUUCCAUAUGUUAUUCGACAGUUGACUAAGCAGUAGAGUUUCUUAAUCAAGAGAAGAAUGUGAGAAUAAAAUGCUCCACUAUUUUUACAUCCCAUCGAAAAUGCGGAUGUACAUUUUUAUCGUUUUCUUGAAAUAGGGCAAGCAAUUGCCGAGUCAUGAGCAGAGUAGUGCGUUUUCUUUCUGGAAAUAAGAUUCAGAUUUGGAGAUAUAUGCUUGAACUCUGAUGAUAUUAUGCGGCUGAUUUUAUUGUACGCACUUUGUUUAUUUUCGGGCCAUUGAUAUGAAAGUAUUACACUGCUGGUAUUUGGCAUAGUAUGAUUUUUGUUCAUU
Molecule: messenger RNA, 3535 nt
Organism: Striga asiatica
Lineage: Eukaryota; Viridiplantae; Streptophyta; Magnoliopsida; Lamiales; Orobanchaceae
Source: the annotation of a GenBank genome assembly